AUGACAGCCAUUGAGUCAUGUAGAGUGGUCUUAAUCCUGGCAGGUCGAUAUAAACAAGUGAGAUGUUAUUCCUAUGAUGGAUUGUUACGAUUAAUUUAUGGUGUACUUUCAUUGGAUUGGGACACCCGAAAGAAUCCAUCGCAUGAAGUGCCCACCUUAAAAUGCUGGGAAAGUGUAGCCUCAUUAUCAGGCAAAGUACGGGACGAUGAUUCAUCCGAAGAUUCUCCUCCACCCACCACUGUACGUUCUACAAACAAGGCGCCAUCCUCAAAUCAUGUCACUUUAGUGGAUCAGCUGACAUUGUCGGGUUUGACAAAGCCUUAUUAUGUGGUGAACAGUAUUACUUUACAAAGCUUGUAUUACAAGUUACCCGAAUCCAAAGACGCAUUGGCUAUUCAAACUUACCAAACAAGUACAUACGUCUUUGCUGCAAUCCGACAUCGUGAUAAAAUUGUUUUAUGGCAAAGAAAGCGCGAUCAUCCAUUAAGACCCUUUUAUCGCUUGAAAGUCUUUUGGAUUCCAACAGAAUCCAAAUGUAUUUCUUUUGCAGAUGACAGAAGUACUCUACGACAUAUUUUGGUGGUCUUUGCCAGUGAAGCCACUGCCAUCGAAUUAAGAGAUAGUAAAGUAACGACUGUACCAAUCGAUCCUAUUUUAGAGAGAAUUUAUCAAACCACUUGGGUGAGAGAACAAUAUGAACAUCAACUGGCUUCACCUCGUUCACCCAAUUCACCUAUACCCACCUCUAGCUCAAUGUCCACUUCAUUAUUUGUUAGAUAUCAAGCAGAACAAAACGAUCCAUCCAAUACAUAUCCAACACUGCCGGCCAGUCUUUCUGUACCUCCUAUCCAAUGGACCUCACUUAUUCAAUUGCCUUUUUAUCCUGACACACUUCCUGCCACAACCUUGACCACUGAAUACUCUAUCCCGCCUUCCUAUUCAACCGUCAUCACAUCAUUACCUUCUUCCGCUCCACCUGACCCAGUGGCUUUACCUUCAGCUGCUGCUCCUCAGUUAUUUUUUGCAACGCUUUUAAAACAAAGUUAUAUGAUUGAUUUAAGUGGUUCUUUAUUCUCUACACAAGUCUAUAAAUGGUCUGAAGUGCCCACGCAUAUAGAGUUCAUUCAAUUAGACAGUAACAUCAAUGAUUGGUGUGUAGUAGGAUUUGGUCAAGAAACCAUAGAGAUUAUUCAUAUCAAAACAGCACAAACCGUACAACGUGUGAUGCACGGUGUACCUGUGAAAUUUUUGGGUAGAUGGGAUGAAUAUUUACCUAGAGAAGGUAAAAAAAAUAAGGCUGUCUUCAAGUCUUUAUUCUGGAGCUGUGCUGCCAAUGAAAGAAUCCAUGUAUACAUGUUAAAAGCCGAUGAUGUAUUAGCAACAUUACCGACUGCAUUAGCAUAA
Mucor mucedo is the source of this 1404-nucleotide messenger RNA. RefSeq lists its product as uncharacterized. Bases 1 to 1404 code for a protein of 467 amino acids. The record is from RefSeq and is a predicted model, not a curated record. The transcript has a single exon. NCBI's taxonomy places the organism in Eukaryota, Fungi, Mucoromycota, Mucoromycetes, Mucorales, Mucoraceae.